UGAAGAAUCUAGCUUCGGCUGUUUUCUUACUUUGGAGGGAGAGAGGAAGUGUCAGGGCAGUUUUGCGUGUGUGUGCAUGCGUGUGUAUGUGUGUGUUUGUGUGCGUGCAUGUGUGAGUGAGUGUGUGUAACUGUGAGUGUACGUUUGUGUCUGCCUUUGGAGUUACCGCCAUGGAGAGCUUGGACAUGGAGAAGCAAAGCAAGCGCUACUGCAUCCGUGGGAAACACGCCAUCAUCAUCUGUGCCGUCGUCAUAGUUACCGGCCUUGCCGUCGGUUUAGGGGUUGGCCUGAGCCGGGACAAAGGGGAAGGGACCGUACCCCCCGUGCCCACUUCCGUGCCCACUUCCGUGCCCCCCACGCAACCGCCGAAUGACAGGGGUCCCUGCCUGCCUUCUGAUAAUGACAACGGGGACUGGAAAAACUUCCGGCUUCCCAACUACAUCGUACCAAACCAUUAUGACCUUCACCUGGAGCCUGACCUGGACACGGACAAAUACACUGGCACCGUGUCCAUUACCCUGAACUUGACCCAACGAAGCUCUCACCUGUGGCUGCACAUCCGAGAAACCUUCGUUAGCGCCGUGCCCACACUGCAACGCCAGGGCCCCAACGGAGAGACCACCAACAUAGGGGUGAAGGGGUGUUUUGAGUACAAACCGCAAGAAUAUGUGGUGAUAGAAACAACUAAUGAGCUACAAGUGACAGGAGCAGGUGAACACUACAUUCUCACCCUGCACUUUGAGGGCUCCCUGACUGGAUCUCUGGUCGGCUUCUACAGAACCACCUAUGUGGAAGAUGGAGUCACUAAGAAAAUUGCUGCCACAGACCAUGAGCCCACUGAUGCUCGCAAAUCUUUCCCCUGCUUUGAUGAACCAAACAAAAAAGCCACGUAUACCAUCUCUAUCACACACGACAAUAAAUACGGAGCCCUCUCCAACAUGCCAGUAGAGAAAACUGAAAAAAUCUCAGACGGCAUCAAUAGAACCACCUUCAAGAAGUCUGUGAAGAUGAGCACUUAUCUGGUGUGUUUUGCUGUGCAUCAGUUUGAUUUUGUGGAACGCAUAUCUGCACGAGGAAUCCCUCUGCGAAUCUAUGCCCAACCUCGGCAAAUCCACACCGCCGAGUACGCUGCAGACGUCACCAAGAUCAUCUUUGACUACUUUGAAGAGUACUUCGCUAUGCCUUACUCAAUUGAGAAGCUUGAUAAGAUUGCUAUUCCAGACUUUGGGACCGGCGCUAUGGAAAACUGGGGACUGAUUACGUACAGAGAGACCAACCUGCUUUAUGACGAGAAAGAGUCAUCCUCUGACAACAAACAACGUGUUGCUAGUGUUAUCUCUCAUGAGCUUGUACAUCAGUGGUUUGGCAACAUUGUGACAAUGGACUGGUGGGAUGACCUGUGGCUGAACGAGGGUUUUGCAAGUUUCUUUGAGUACGUUGGAGUGGAACAGGCGGAGCCAACAUGGGGAAUGCGGGACAUCAUGCUCGUCAGUGAUGUACUUCCUGUCAUGGUUGACGACGCCCUUCUCUCAUCCCAUCCAAUCAUAGUGGAUGUAUCCACCCCGGCCGAAAUCACCUCAGUCUUCGAUUCCAUCUCCUAUAGCAAGGGUGCAUCCAUUCUGAGAAUGCUGGAAGACCUGCUUGGUCGGGAGACAUUUAGGGACGGCUGUCGGAAAUAUCUGCAGAUGUUCCCCUUCCAGAAUGCAAAAACAGCAGACUUCUGGCGGGCCCAGGCUGAGGUGAGUAAUCAACCUGUGGCAGAAAUCAUGGACACUUGGACCAAACAGAUGGGUUAUCCAGUUCUGAGUCUUACCACAACAGCUACAGACGCCAAACUCACCCAAAGAAGGUUCCUCCUCGAUCCCAACGCCGAUAUCUCCCAGCCUCCGACACCACUGGGGUAUAAAUGGAAAAUUCCUGUGAAGUGGCAUUCGCUGAACACCAAUAAGAACGUCUCUGUUAUGUUCGAUUCAGCAGAGUCAGAGUUUGUCAUAGCGAACUACUCGCCAGCCACGGACGGUCUGAUUAAAGUUAAUAACGACCACAUGGGUUUUUACCGUGUUACUUACUCUGACAGUAUGUGGGACUCUAUCAGUCAGCAACUCCUCACAAAUCACCUGGAGUUUGAUGCAGCUGACAGGAGUGGCUACAUCGAUGAUGUUUUUGCUUUGGGACGGGCUGACGUUGUUGAUUACGGAAAUGCCUUCAACCUGACCAAAUAUCUGACCAAUGAAACAGAGUAUAUAGUGUGGAAUCGGGUUUCUUCCUCCACUUCCUAUGUGAGAAAUAUGCUGGAGGAUGAUUCAGAGCUCUACCCUAAAUUCCAGAAACUAUUCCGUGACCAUGUGCAGAAGAUCUCUAGACAGUUGGGGUGGAAUGACGUGGGUAGUCAAACAGAGCGGCUGCUGAGGCAGACGGUUCUGAGCAUCGCCUGCAGGAUGGGUGAUUCGGAGAUUCUUAACGAGGCCUCUAAUCUUUUCGAUCAGUGGAUUGACGGAACAAUCAGCAGUAUCGGGGUGAACCUUCGUCUGUUGGUGUAUCAGUAUGGCAUGAAAAACGCUGGGACACCAGAGAAGUGGGAGAAGAUGUUCGAGAGGUACCUCUCCUCCCCACUCGCCCAGGAGAAGGACAAGCUACUCUAUGGUCUUGCCUCUGUGGAGGACGUCUCACUUCUGAACCGGUUGCUGGAAGCCUGUAAAAAUGAGAGUAUCGUGCGUAGUCAGGACUUGUUCACCGUCGUCAGAUAUGUCUCCCAGAACAAAUAUGGCAAAAGCAUGGCAUGGGACUGGGUGACCCUCAACUGGGACUACCUUGUGGAUAGAUACACCAUCAACGACAGGAACCUUGGUCGUCUGAUCACCAACAUCUCCCCAACAUACAAUACGGAACUUCAGCUGUGGAAGAUGGAGCACUUCUUUGCUCUGAACCCGAAUGCGGGCGCUGGGGAAAUGCCCAGGCAGCAGGCUCUUGAGACAGCAAAGAACAACAUUGAGUGGAUGCGACGCAACCGUGAGGAGAUCCGGGUGUGGCUGGAAAACAACGUGUCGUUGUGACGUCGCCGAAGUCACCAUUAACCACAGCACCCACCUCUACAAACACAUGACAAUCAUCAAUUACUUUUCUACAUAAAGGAUGUAAAAGUCACCGAGAGUUUUAGCCUGUGCAGAAUGAAUCUGUAUUGUUAGACUGUUUGGUCAGUGGUAGUUGCUAUCCUAUUUAUCAAGGGCUACAAUAUUCUGAAGGGAUUGUUGUUGAUAUGGUACACUGAUAAUCCAAUAAACAAUUGCUCUAGUUAUUUAUGUGUCACACCAUUAAUAAUGUAGUUUCAAAUGUUAGACUACCAGAUAGUUAUGAAGCCAAAGCCUCCAGUGCCUAUGAGGUAACUUAACUCCAUUUCUCACACGUGCUUAUGUCACAGAACAGAUACACACAAUAUCUGUUUGGUUUUUUGGGGGUUGCUUUGGUUGAAUUAUGAGAUCUGGUCUAUCAAACUGGGUAAACCCCAUUCUUCAUACUUCACUGAUAGCAAUUGAUAGCAAAUCCUUAAACAGCA
Molecule: messenger RNA, 3553 nt
Organism: Chanos chanos (milkfish)
Lineage: Eukaryota; Metazoa; Chordata; Actinopteri; Gonorynchiformes; Chanidae
Gene: enpep
Product: glutamyl aminopeptidase
Exons: 20
Coding region: 171-3053 (960 amino acids)
Biological process (GO): peptide catabolic process; regulation of blood pressure; proteolysis
Cellular component (GO): cytoplasm; plasma membrane
Molecular function (GO): peptide binding; zinc ion binding; metalloaminopeptidase activity
Source: RefSeq, a predicted model, not a curated record